Molecule: messenger RNA, 1466 nt
Organism: Fundulus heteroclitus (mummichog)
Lineage: Eukaryota; Metazoa; Chordata; Actinopteri; Cyprinodontiformes; Fundulidae
Gene: fam107b
Product: family with sequence similarity 107 member B
Exons: 4
Coding region: 222-626 (134 amino acids)
Source: RefSeq, a predicted model, not a curated record
UUUCUAUGGCUCCUGGCUAAGUGUACGUGUGUGCGGUGCGGUGCGCGCUCGAGCUAUUGAACAGUUUUUGCCCAAGGAGACACACCUCGAGCCGAAGAAGUGACCCGGAGAGGCGCUUAUGGUGCUCGGACCACUUUGUCAUUUUGAAUAGUAAAAGAACAGAGUUGGAAAAGUCGCGUCGGGUUCUACUUUGAGCUCCGUGUGAUCCUGGGAGGAGAGUCAUGGCAGAACCGGACUACCUGGAGGGAGACUGUGAUGAGCUCAUCCAACCCAAAAAGCUGAUCAAUCCAGUCAAGGGCUCCCGGAACCACCAGGACCUCCACAGAGAGCUUAUUAUGAACCAGAAGAGGGGCCUUGCUCCUCAGAACAAACCAGAGCUCCAGAAGGUUCUGGAGAAGAGAAAGAGGGAACAAGUCAUCAAGGCCCAAAAGGAGGAGCAGGAGGCACACAAGAAAAGAAGCGACUUGGAAAUAGAGCUCAUGAAAAGACAACAGAAACUAGAGCAGCUUGAACUGGAGCAGCAGAAAAACCAGGAGGAACAGGAGAACACCCCCGAGUUUGUGAAGAUGAAGGGCAACCUGCGCCGGACCAAGCAGGAAGCAGACGGGGAGGAGCGAGCCACCUAAAAUCCAGCCGGGGUGUCUGGGUCUGGCUGACUGAGAUGCCAUGGAGUGCGUGAGUUGUUGUCUGUGGUGACGCGGUGGUGACCGGACUCAAGAUGAACCUCUUGGGCGUUCCCUUACCCAGCUGUUCCUUCCUGCAGCGAGGAGAGAGACUUUAGAGACUUAAAGACCCAGCCCUCUGUCUCCCUGCAAGCGGACCGCCAGCACUCGCACCUAUCCAGCAGCACACAGCACCCCCCCCCCCCUCCUCCUCGCAGGAGGCACCCAACACGGACAUGUUCCACGUUACACGCUUUUUCAACGCGGGCCAGCAAGCUUCCAUUGAGCUCGAGUGGAGGAAAUGAACCAAACCCCGAUCUGUCUUUAGCUCUUUUUGCUGCUCUGCGAGCUGUCGUUUCAAUUUACUGUCAUCUGUGUUGUCAUUGUUGUUUCUGUUCUCAUAUUCACGAUCAUAGCGAAGUCAAAAAAAGCGGACACUGGAUGGACUCUUGAAGCUGUGUAAAAUAAAAGCCAAACAAAUGUGCUUUUUUUUUUGUUAUUUAUGUUGGUAGCUUUUAGCCCAGGUGUAGGGGAGGACACUUUUUUUUUUUUUUUUUAGUCAUUCUGUGUUUUACUUUGUUUUACAGCAUAGCAUUUAAAGCCAGAACAAGACAAAGGGAGUGUGUGGUUGUAUGGAAAUAUGCUUUUUGUUCUUUUUUUUUAUUUCUGCACAUGAUAUCUCCUCAGCUAAUGCAAUUUUAAGCAAUAGUAGAACUCCCAGGCAUGAGAGUGAUUUCUUUUCUUUAUAUAUUCUAUUGUUUUGUAUGGAAAAAAUGUGUUCCUUAAUAAAUAAUUUACAUUUUA